CUUUGUUGAUGACAAUUCAAUCACAUAAGUGAAAAACUGAUUUAAAUAUAUAGUUACAAUUGAAUACGUUGCUGUUGUGGUCAUGUAUACAGUUGAUUUUGACUACGAAUUUAACAACGACUUAAAAUUUAUUGACUUCAAUGCACCCGAGCGGUUCAUAGUGCCCGCCGUGCCGCAGUACUACGGCUACGAGCAUUUGACAAUGCCACAGACGAACAGCAGCAGCGGCACUCGCCGUCAACAGUGGAAGAGAUCGCGGUCGUCGUAUGAGGACUAUUGGCAGGAGAUUAGCAGACCGAAUAUGAUGACUAUGGAUAUAACCAAAACAGAACCCGGACUAGUCGGGCUAUCAUCCAAUCAGCAGCAGCAGCAGUCGGCACAGCAGCAACAGCAAACCGCAAACAUGAACAACAACGGCCAGAACAGCAACAACAAUGGCAGCGGCAACAACAACAAUGGCCUGAGCAAUGGCAACUCUGUGAACAAUGGCAAUAACAACAAUAAUAACAACAACAGCAAUAGCAACGUGCAGAGCAUUGCGGCCGCCGCUAACAACAACAACAACAACAACAAUGGCAGCCAAUUGUGCGCUGGCUGUGGCAAGCACAUCCAGGACCGUUACCUGCUGCGCGCCCUGGACAUGCUGUGGCACGAGGAUUGCCUCAAGUGCGGCUGCUGCGAUUGCCGCCUCGGCGAGGUCGGCUCCACGCUCUACACCAAGGGCAAUCUGAUGCUCUGCAAGCGCGAUUACUUGAGAUUGUUCGGGAAUACGGGAUACUGCGCCGCCUGCAGCAAAGUCAUUCCAGCCUUCGAGAUGGUGAUGCGUGCACGCACCAAUGUCUAUCAUCUGGAGUGCUUUGCGUGCCAGCAAUGUAAUCAUAGAUUCUGUGUUGGGGAUCGCUUCUACCUAUGCGAGAAUAAAAUACUCUGUGAAUACGACUAUGAGGAGCGUCUGGUGUUCGCCUCGAUGGCCAAUCAUCCGAUGCUGAAGCGUCAUGUCUCGUCCCUGGGUCAGGGCUCGCCGACUGGAGCAGCGGGCGGUGCUGGCAAUGCGGGCGGGUUGCUGGGCGGCGGACCGGGCGGUGUGACGGGCGGCGCCAAUGUCAAUGGCGGCGGCGUUGGUGGCGGCAUGGUCAAUGGGCCGCGCACGCCAGGUGAUCACAACAACAACAAUGGACCCCAAACGCCAACUGGCGGCGGUGUCGGCGUCGGCUCGCCGUUUGCGGCCGCUGCCGCUGCAGCUGCCGCCGCGCACAUGAAGAACCAGCUGGGGGCGUCCAGCUAAAAUAAAGCCCUGGGCAUGAGCGGCAGCGGCAGCAGCGGCGGCAGCAGCGGCAUCGGCGGCUCCGGUCAACAGUUUUAUGGAGCCGCCGGCUUUGGGCUGCAUCAGCAACAACAGCAGCAGCAGCAACAGCAGCAGCAGCAGCAGCAGCAGCUCAUGGGCAUGGGCAUGG
Molecule: messenger RNA, 1454 nt
Organism: Drosophila arizonae
Lineage: Eukaryota; Metazoa; Arthropoda; Insecta; Diptera; Drosophilidae
Product: LIM domain-containing protein Beadex
Biological process (GO): positive regulation of transcription by RNA polymerase II
Cellular component (GO): nucleus
Molecular function (GO): transcription coactivator activity; DNA-binding transcription factor binding
Source: RefSeq, a predicted model, not a curated record